AUGUUGCCGAUCACGUCCUUCCCGCGCCGCUUUGUGACCUCCAACAAGCGCCAUUUUGCCCGUGCGCUCUCUGCGGUGUCGACUCCUACGGGGCCACUCGGUCAUCACCAGAAAGCCCCGAAGGAGUUGCCUCGCCGUGACCGUGCUCAGCACGUCCAUGUGCGGGCGCGCCAGAACACGAAUGACGAGGUGGCGAUCACGAUCGAGGCUGCAUCCGGAAUCCAGCCCGAGGUCGACUGGUACACGACAACGCCGCGCACGCCAUUCAACGACCCUGCGUUCCCCGGCCUCCUCGACGACGGGCGACUGCAUUCAGUCGCCAUGACGAACCUCGCCACGUGCACGCGCCAGGACGUUCUCGACUACUUGGACAACACGUGGGCACUCACGGACAUGCUCUUCUCGAGCUUCCAGAACGAAGAGGCUUUUGUCGUCCCGCCCCCGCACGGCCUACGUCACCCGAUGGCCUUUUAUUACGGGCACCCGACCUGCUUCUACGUCAACAAGUGCCGCCUCGCCGGCCUGCUCCAGGGUCCUGUGAACCCGGGCUUCGAGGACCUAUUCGAGGUCGGCGUUGAUGAGAUGCGCUGGGACGAUAUGUCCAAGAAUGAGAAGGAAUGGCCGUGCCUCCACGAUAUGCAAGCGUAUCGGCGCCAGGUGUACGGCCUCAUCAAAUCGAUUGUGCUGUCGCACCCAGAGCUCGAGGAUGGCCACGCACCGAUUACGCCGGCGUCGCAGACUUGGGCGCUUUUUAUGGCAAUGGAGCAUGACCGUAUCCAUCUCGAGACGUCGUCGAUGCUCAUGCAAGAGCACAACGUUGAUAACUUUGAGAAGCCGGCGCUCUUCCCGGCGUAUCACGACAGCGCCAGCCGCGUCCGAUCCAAGGUACCAGUCGAAGGCACCGACUUCCCGUCCAACUCGAUGGUUACCGUUGCCGGCGGGGCCGUGCACUUGGGGAAGAACACGAGUUACCCGUCGUUUGGCUGGGACAACGAGUACGGCGCCAAGGACGUUGAGGUCGGGCCGUUCCGUGCAUCGUCGCAGCUCGUGUCGAACGGCGAGUUCUGGCAGUUUGUCAAGGACUCCGGGUAUCUCAAUCCCUCGUACUGGACGACAACGGGGUGGGCGUGGCGCUCAUACCGCAACACGAAAUGGCCCGCCUUUUGGCGCCCAGACGGUCCGCAAGGCAGUCACGAGUACAUGCUCCGAGCCAUUUUCGACGAAAUUCCGAUGCAAUGGAACUGGCCGGCCCAAGUCAACCUCCAUGAAGCGCACGCAUACUGCAAGUGGAAGCAAGCCAAAGACGAGGCGUCCGACGAAGUGUACCACGUGCUCACGGAGCCGAUGCACCACCUCAUGCGCGAGGAGCACGAGCGGGCCAACGACCAGAGCGACGCGAUCUUGAAGCUGCCGGCAGCUGCGACUAUGGCUUCCGCGUUGGGCCGCAACACGAACGUGGCGUUUGCAAGCUUUACACCCGUCGAUGCACACCCCGCGAACAGCAACGGCUUUCGAGACGUCUUUGGCAACGCGUGGGAGUGGUGCGAGGACCGCAUGAGCCCGCUUCCGGGCUUCGAGAUCCACCCGGUCUACGACGACUUCACCGUGCCGUGCUUUGACGGCGAGCACCACGUAAUCAUGGGCGGCUCGUACAUGAGCAGUGGCGACAACGGUGGCUCCAAGUUUGCGCGGUACCAUUUCCGUCCGCACUUUUUCCAGCACGCUGGCUUCCGCGUUGCAGCGUCGCCGGUGGAUACUUCGACCGACAGCUACGAGCUCGUGACCUCGUGCCUCAACGCGCCCGGGCCCCACGCCAAGCCGCAGCCGUACCGCACUUCGUCAAUCGUCAAGCCGCGGGAGCUUGGCGUGACUUCACCGCUGGCGUUGUGCUCAACGAAUUGCCGGUGA
Messenger RNA from Saprolegnia diclina VS20, 1908 nucleotides. RefSeq lists its product as hypothetical. The transcript has 2 exons. Lineage: Eukaryota; Oomycota; Saprolegniomycetes; Saprolegniales; Saprolegniaceae. Bases 1 to 1908 code for a protein of 635 amino acids. The record is from RefSeq and is a predicted model, not a curated record.